AUGGCAACAUCUCAACAAGAGGUGGACUGGCAAACGACGAAGAAGACGGUGUUAGAACGAAGUCGUCAUAUGUUUAAUAAUCCAUUCAUGAGCGAUAUCGCGUUCAGUUGUGAAGACUCAGACAAGAAAUUCUUCGCACAUAAAUAUGUCCUCGCCACAAGUAGUGUUGUAUUUUAUGCGAUGUUUUACGGCGAGCUGGCAGAGAAGAAUCCAGUUGUUCAUCUGAGUGAUACGGACGAGGAAAGUCUGGAGCAAUUUCUACGGUUUCUUUACACGGACGAGUGUAACUUGACAACAGAUAAUGCCGCGUUUGUAUUCUACUUGGCCAAGAAGUAUUUCGUGCCCUCUCUCGUUCAUAAAUGUCUUGAAUAUUUUGACGCCAACUUCUCAACAGAAAAUGUUUUCACACUUUUACAGCAAGCAAUUCAAUUCGACGAAAAUAAACUUGAGGAGAAAUGCUGGGAUUUCAUAGAUUUGAAAACAAACGAAGCUGUCGCUUCUGAUGGAUUUUCUGAUAUUAAUCAAGCAACUUUAGUAGAGUUAUUGAAGCGAGAACCGUUGAACAUCGAAGAGGUUGAUCUUUUCAAAGCACUUUUAAAAUGGAGCGAAGCCGACUGCUCAAGAAAGGGAAUAGAAGCGAAUACAGAGAACAAACGAGCUGUCAUGGGAAAUGCAAUCUAUCAGAUUCGUUUUGCUUCUAUGACGCUUCAAGAUUUUACUCAGAAUGUUUACACGUCGGGUAUACUUACAACAAAAGAAAUGCUUUUAUUCUUUAAUAAAUUUGGCGGAUUAGAAAGAACGUCCGAAAUAUGGAAUAUGUCAGAAACAAGAGCAAAAAAAGAAAUCUUAAGAUGUGGUAUAUUUGAUAGAUAUUAUGGAAGUCGUGGAAUCUCAUUCUUUGAGAAAACUUGGGAGGACACGCUAAGUAUAUCAUUUAGUAAACCAGUGAAAUUUCACGGUGUUCGCUUGCUUGGCAACGAACAGGAGGAAUAUAACGUGAAGUUAGAGGUUUUAUCUCAGAUAAUUGAAAAGAAAUUUCAUUCAGAACGGGAUAAUCGUGUCACAUCUGGGUUUGAUGUCAUGUUACCCGAACCAAUUAAGGUUCAAGCUAAUGUUCCUGUUCACCUGAAAGCCACCAUAACCAGCUGUCGUUGCCCUUAUUGGAACACGCAUGUGAGAAAGACAGUAGAAACAAAUGGUAUUACUAUAAAUUUUGCAAGUCAUUUUGAUGAAAUUAUUUUCAGUGAAAUGUCUGAAUGA
This is a messenger RNA of Paramuricea clavata, 1260 nucleotides long. Lineage: Eukaryota; Metazoa; Cnidaria; Anthozoa; Malacalcyonacea; Plexauridae. The record is from the annotation of a GenBank genome assembly.